AGUAAGUGAAGAAAAGGAGGUGACAGAAGAACGGCUGAAAGCUGAGCAGGAGUCAUUUGAGAAGAAGAUCAGACAACUAGAGGAACAGAAUGAACUUAUCAUCAAGGAAAGGGAAGCUCUGCAGCAGCAGUACAGAGAAUGCCAGGAACUUUUGAGCCUUUAUCAGAAGUACCUAGCUGAGCAGCAGGAAAAACUAUCGCUCUCCCUUUCUGAACUCAGUGCUGCUAAGGAAAAGGAGCAGAAGGUAUCCAGUAAGAAGAGCUUAUGCCAACAACUGUGUUUGGAGCUAGAUGGUUCCUACUUGGGUAUUGCAGGACCUCAAGCUUUUUAUAAGAACAGUAGAGCAUCAAAGACUGGAAGCCCAGCCCGUGUUUCAUUGUCUCAGCCUUGCAGGAAUAAUCACAAUUACAGGACUGAAACCCAUUACAACCAUCAGGAGUGCAGGAAAGCACACCCAGUAGAAAAUGGCUUGCACAGAAAGUGUAACAACGUGAUUUCUCCAGCCAAGCGGAGCAGCCCUCACCAUGUAAAACCGGCUCAGGAGAUGGACCAGAAGGCAAAGGAAUUUCAGAGCACAUGCCCUCAGCAAGUGAGUCAGGGUUGUCCCUGCAGGCAUGUCGGGAGCUCAGGGAGUGUGCAGGAGGGCCACCAUGUCAGCCAGGUCCUUAGACAACACUCUGGGCCAGUUCACAAAUCCUGUGAUUAUUCUAGGCCCUCUCGAGUUUCUGGGCUGAAUGACAGUGUGGAUUCAGGGUCUAAAGAAACGGAGCAGGGUAAAAGGUUGUAUGAAGAAAGAAGACAGAAGCUGCUUCUGCAGAAAAUGGAGCUGGAAAUUGAAAAGGAACGACUCCAACAUUUAUUGGCGAAGCAAGAAGCAAAAUUGCUCCUGAAACAACGGCAACUACAGCAAUCCCGCAUGGAUUAUAACAGGUUUAGAGGCCAUGUACCUGGUUCAGAAGAUGUGCCCAUUGACGAAGCAUGUGGACACCUUGCUCUGAUGAUGAAUGGCAACAGCAUGGGGCUAAGUGUACCAGUACUGAAACGUGAAGAUUGUUUUCUGAGGACACCUCCAGUGAGCAAGACCUCCAGGACACCAGGGAGCAGCGGUGGGAGCAGUUUGGGGAAGAAAAUGGUUGGGUUUGAUGCAAACGUGGAAGAUGGGCAAACCCUUCUGACGCAAACCAAGAGGGAAAGCACCAAGUCAAGGAAAGGGACAACUUCAGGACCGAGGAAGGAUGCAGCCACUUCUCCUGUGCUGAUUGGCAGCAGCAAAGAGAUUGCACCAGUCCAACACGACACUUCACGGUAA
Apaloderma vittatum (bar-tailed trogon) is the source of this 1309-nucleotide messenger RNA. Its product is annotated as KIAA1328 ortholog. Lineage: Eukaryota; Metazoa; Chordata; Aves; Trogoniformes; Trogonidae. The record is from RefSeq and is a predicted model, not a curated record. The annotation marks the transcript as partial. The transcript has 6 exons.